Condylura cristata (star-nosed mole) is the source of this 2401-nucleotide messenger RNA. RefSeq names its product RWD domain containing 4 (gene RWDD4). The transcript has 8 exons. The record is from RefSeq and is a predicted model, not a curated record. Gene Ontology annotation, molecular function: protein binding. The coding region runs from base 225 to 791 and encodes 188 amino acids. NCBI's taxonomy places the organism in Eukaryota, Metazoa, Chordata, Mammalia, Eulipotyphla, Talpidae.
CCUGCCGCCGCUCCCCGGACACCCCGGCACCCCACCUGCCCCGGCCCGGGCUCCUGCCCGCUGCUCCCUGGGGCAGCGCGCGUGACUCGCGCCGGCAGCGCCCAGGGGUGCCCCCGGCUGCCGAGGGCGCGGAAGGGGGACGCCCCCCCCGCGGGGCCCCUAUCCUCGCUUUCUCUUGGUCGCCGCGAACGCCGCCCGUCCGGUGGCGCCCCGCCACCCGCGCCAUGGGCGCCAACGAGGACCAGGAGAUGGAACUAGAAGCAUUACGUUCAAUUUAUGAAGGAGAUGAAAGUUUCCGGGAAUUAAGUCCAGUUUCAUUUCAAUAUAGGAUAGGUGAAAAUGGGGAUCCCAAGGCCUUCCUCAUAGAGAUUUCCUGGACAGAGACGUACCCGCAGACGCCUCCGAUUAUAUCCAUGAACGCUUUCUUUAACAACACCAUAUCGUCCGCUGUCAAGCAGAGCAUAUUAGCCAAGUUGCAGGAGGCCGUGGAGGUGAACCUGGGGACGGCCAUGACCUACACGUUAUUUGAAUAUGCCAAGGACAACAAGGAGCAGUUCAUGGAGCAUCACCAGCCCGUUCAUUCUGCCACACCCAUAAGCAAUAUCAUCUCAGUUGAGACUCCUGCCACAGCCCCAUCAAGUAAGAAAAAGGACAAAAAAGAACAACUUUCCAAGGCCCAGAAACGGAAGCUAGCGGAUAAGACAGAUCACAAAGGCGAGCUUCCUCGAGGCUGGAACUGGGUUGACGUGGUGAAGCAUUUAAGCAAAACUGGCUGUAAAGAUGACGAGUAGCACUGGCCUGGUGGCAUCGGGACGAGGAAGGUGCGUCCUCUCGGAAGUAAACUGGCUUCAAAAUCUUCCACUACUCUUUCUGGUAUCAAGGUGACUUUUUAUAAAACAACUUUUUGUAUGUUUCUUACGUAAAACCUGUUAUCAGCUGUCUGUUCAUGAAGAGAUCUGGAGUAUUAAAUCAUUUUCACAAACUUGCCUUAAUAAAAGGUGAUGCUGUUGCUGUUUAGUAUACUUUAUAAACCUGCUGGGCUUCGUUAAGUGUGAAAAUGCAGGGACGACAGAUAAUCAGUGUUAACUUAGGAUCCUGGUCAGGUAGGCGUGUUUCUGUCAAGUGCGAAGCUUUCCAGGCUCUCGGCCUGUGGCGCGCACGCUUGUCUGGUCCUCGUGGUCUCUCUGCGUCGCUGAAGCAUAAAUCGCUUCAGAGAAACUGAAGUCCUGGGGAGCACACAGGUCAUACAGAGUCCUCCUGGGGGCUCCUUUUUAUUUUUCAAAGGUGAACUGCAUCUCUGGAAUAAAUCAGCAGUUGUUUACACUUGAGAGCUUUCGGUGGUACAGGGGAGAGGAGAAUGUGAACAUUGAUUUGCCAAAUACAUUAGGAAGCAUUUUGAGUAGAGAGGCUGGUUCUUACUUAAAAACUUCUCUGUUGCAAAUACCAAGGUGGGAGUAAAAGAUGCCUUAAUAUUUAAUUUUUGUAGUGUUGAGACAACAGCUUCAAUAAAUUCCUGUGGGCCCGCUGUUGUGUUUAUUGUUUGGUAACUGAGGUCUUCUGAGUGGUUUAAAACCACAUCGCAGCUGUUGUUUUUUAAGCGUCUUUUCAAGUAUCCACGUGUGUUCCUCAGCCUGGCCCUCUCUGCAAGGCUGGAUUGAGAGGUCAGAUGCUGAAUUGCGGUACAUGCCUGAUAUUUUUAUCAUUAAUAGAGGAAGCGUUAGUGCAGCUUCACCGGGCCGCUGCUGCGCUGGUGUGUGGCUCGCAGUGAUUCUGUCGAUGCGCCCGGCUCUGGAGACGCGUCAGACUGCUGCCGUGGGAGCCGGAAGGGCGAGUGCUGGCUUCCUCUGCUUACCCUGUGCUCGACGGGGCUGAGGUUUUAGAGUCUGAGAUGUCUCCCUGGUGUUUGCUGACUAGCACUGACUUGGGUCUUUAAGUGUAAUCACAAUGAAGAGCUAUAAUGACAUUUUCAAAAGCUGUGUCACGUUUUAUUCCUUGAGUUAAUCCAGUAGAGAAAAACGUGACAAUCCAGGACCACUGGAGCGUGCCAACUUUGUGUGUGUGGCUUUGUUGUGCUGAUUUGUUUGCUUGUUUUGUAAAGAAGCUGAAACUGCUACAGCUGUUGGCAGAAAAUAUCUCACUUCGUGCUGAUGAUUUUGAAGUUAUUCAGGCCGAUCAGUUCAUAGAUUACAAAGAUGGAUGCUAGUUAAAUGCCAAUGACUAUUUCUACUUUUUAUAUGGAAUGUGCCCGUCGGGCUGCUGCCUGUGAGUGAGGUGGGGGUCACGGCACCACUCGGACCUUCUUGUCAAUCUGCCAUCAUCUGUUUAACCUCCCGGCAUAUUUUAUAAGUCUGUUUACUUCAACUUGUAUGGAAAUAAUCAUUAAUAAGCAAUAAAAGCUGAA